UCUUCUUCCUUUAAGCUCCUUCCCUCCCACUCUUCCUUUUCUUUCCACUCUUGCACAGUCCCUCUCCCUCUCUGUCUUCCCUCCUGCCUCCUGUUGGAGUUGCGUUGUGGUGUCGGAGGUGGCGGCAGUGUUGGUGGGAUGCUGUGCAUGUGCUGGGGGCUUCUCUAAACUGUAAAGGGGGAAGCUGCGUUCGCAUUUAAAAAAGGGGGUUUUCUCCAUUUCCCCGGCGAGAGGCUCAGGCGGCAGGAUUUGUAUCUCUCAGUCUUCGGGAUGAGGCUCUGCGUGAGCGGAAGGGUCAACACAGGUAGAGCACUCAGUAACUCCGCAGGCUGCACUUAGCUGGUCUCCUUUGGGAAAGUAACACAAACGGCAGCUCCCUGUGGUCAACCCCUAUAAACACAUGAGAGGGAAGGAACACAGAGAAACCAUGAAAAAGAUAUACAUUGGCAAAACCGCCUUAAAAGUCCCCCGAAAUGGCGGCAAACAUCCAAAAAAGAGCUCAAUGCUGGAGCAGAAGGAGGACUUGAGGAAGCGGCUCUCGUACACGACACACAAGCUGGAGCUGCUGCAGGGCGAGUUCGACUCCACCCGGCAGUACCUGGAGACGGAGCUGCGGCGGGCCCAGGAGGAGCUGGACAAGUUCACUGAUAAACUGCGCAGGUCCAGUUCCCCAGAGCCCAGAUGUUCAGACUCAGAAUCCGAUGCAGACGAAGACGCGGGGUUUCCCUCCCAGUUCUGCAGGGACUCGGACACUCUGCCGGAGGACAGCGUCGCGAGGCGUUCGGCGAGGAAGAAGCUCAUCAUGGCCGCCGUCGUCAGCCUCUUCUUCAUGACCGGGGAGGUGGUCGGUGGAUACUUCGCUCAGAGUCUGGCCAUCAUGACGGACGCAGCUCACCUGCUGACGGACGUCUGCAGCAUCUCCAUCAGCUGCUUCUCUCUGUGGCUCUCCUCCAGACCAAAGACUGACUCCAUGACCUUCGGAUGGCAUCGACAUACGAUUGUCAGAUCGAGUCUGCAUUUGUUCUUGCAUCACAGCUGCUUCAUUUGCAACCUUAACAAAUACAAGACAAGAAAACAGCUGCCGGCUGACUUCCAGGAGCGCCUCACCAUGCACCUGGAGGAGUCUCCUCUCUGCUGCACCUACUCUGACUCCGUCGCGGCCUCUCUGAUCGGCAAGGUGCUCGAGAAGCCGGACGAGGCCUGCAGCAGCAGCCAGGCCUCCCGCUCCCCCAGCCCCCAGACUCAGGAACACACUUUCGUUUUGGAGAGUUUGGGCCCCGGAGAGCGGCUCAGGCUCCGCGCGGCCUACAAGUCGGACCUGUACAGCAGCGACACGGCGCUCUACUGCCCUGAAGACCGGCAGCGCGAGAGGAGGCCCAGCAUGGACGUCCAUGGUGAGAGGGCGCUGCUCUACGGGCCCCAAAUCUCCACCGACAGCAACCCGGAGGAGGGGUCAGUGGGUCUGAGGGCUGGCUUCUCCCAGGAGCACUUUGCUAAGUUCCCCGCCCCGCUGAGGGCAGGCUCCAGCUCCUACUCCAGCUUCAGCGGGGGGGGCUCUGAAGACAAAGGCAACGGGCCGCCCAGCAGCGCAGCGUCCUCCCCCAGACACCACUCCCUCUUCAUGGAGUGGAGGGAUGCAGGGGACUAUGAGAGAAAGAGUGACUCUUCCUGGGAGAGGGACAGUCCGAGGGGCUUCCCCAGCACUCACCCCUUCCAGCAAGCGGAGCUGAGCCACCACCAGAACGGCAGCUCGCCCGUCUACAGCCGCACCAUGUCCUCCUGCUUCAGUGAGCCCUACGAGCCGCUGCCGCCCUCUUCGUCCCCGAGCGUGGCCUACGGAGACAGUCGACGUGGCAGCACAUUGGCCCCCGAGGAAGAGGAGCUGAUUGGGCGAUGGAGACAGCUGAGCGUAGAGGACCUGAGCGCCCAAAGCUACCGCAGCCCAGGCCGGGCUUCACCCUACAGCUUCUCAGAGCAGCACUUCUCCGUCAGGCCGUCUAAGAUCCGCCUCGGCCCGCUCUACAGCAGCUUCCAGGAGGGGGGUGACUUUUACCCUCAAGAGGGCGUGGACCCUGUGUGGGUAGCUGCCAUCCCCAGCCCAGAGUGCAGCCCGGGGCCGAGCCAAGCCCACCUGUACAGGGCGGAGGACAGCCACGGGUCGGAGCACAGCCUCUACCACUCAGGGAGCUCCAAGGAGAGGGAUGGGAACGUGGCAGCGGGCGGCCAGAGCGCAGACUAUGUGGACCCCAGCCCCAACAGCUCCACCGAGUCCCUGAACCAGAGGACCCUGGAGAUGGCCACAGAGCUGCAGCACUACCAGGUGGAGAUGCACAGCCUGCCUGCACAGGGCAGCGGGUCACCACCGGCAGGCCCACCUCCUCCGCCUCCCUACAACCAAACAUUUGGCUCCCUAGGACUUUCCAGGAAAGACAGUCUGACCAAGGCACAGCUCUAUGGGACACUUCUGAACUGAAGGACUGAACAAUCAGGUUUAUUCUUUCAUCAGACGACGCCCUGGUGUGUCCCGCUACACCUUCUGUUAGCACCACCAUUUGGUAGAAAAUGGUUUGAAUAGCAGCCAGGGGGAAUCACUCAGCAUCAUGAACAUGUAUCUGUUGCUGAUUAUUGAAAAGCUUUGAACGUACGGCAGUGAGUGGCAACAGUUUACACUACGAGAAAGUCACGAUGAUAGUUGGAUGUGGGGCAAAAAGGAGGCGAGGAUCUCAAGCUGAAAGGCCCCUUACAAUUUAUAAGAAUGUGUAUGUAUUUAAAUUACAAAUGUAUAAAUAUAAACUAAUAUCUACCAAUUCAGUGAUAUAUUUUGUAUGUAGCUGUUGGCAAGAAAUACAUCUAAAACAAUCAGAUAACAAUUCAAAUCUUAAAUACACCUGGAACUUGUAUAUAAAUGGUAAAACUGUCGAUUCGAACACUGAGAGAGGAGUUAUAAUUUAGAUGUGACGCCCGUAUAAAGUGCACAUGAAUCCAGUCAUUAUUUUUAAUGGACAGUGUUGGCCCUGUGAGGAUUUAAAUGUGAAUGUUGAACAAAGGGAGACGACAAAAAUCAAUUAAUCACUUAAAUGAGAAACAUACAUUUUGUUUUUCUUCUGUUCAUUGAAUUUGACAGUAUCGGUGGGUGUGUUAAUUGUAUCGAUGGAACGUUUUGAGAUCUGUUUUAGCAGUCGGUAUAUUUUACAUUUUUGCUCUUCUAUAUCCCACAGAGAGGUCCUGCCCCCAUUCUACCUCAGAUUUGGAUGCCCACACCCCAUCAAGCCACUGUAACCCUGUUCCUUUGACGGCAAUGCAUGUUUAUAUAUUUUUGGUUGUUUUGUUCACCUAAUAAAGCACACAUUAUACAUA
Messenger RNA from Notothenia coriiceps (black rockcod), 3357 nucleotides. RefSeq names its product brain-enriched guanylate kinase-associated protein. Gene Ontology annotation, biological process: monoatomic cation transport; transmembrane transport. The record is from RefSeq and is a predicted model, not a curated record. Bases 401 to 2473 code for a protein of 690 amino acids. Lineage: Eukaryota; Metazoa; Chordata; Actinopteri; Perciformes; Nototheniidae. The transcript has 7 exons. Gene Ontology annotation, cellular component: synapse; membrane. Gene Ontology annotation, molecular function: monoatomic cation transmembrane transporter activity.